Molecule: messenger RNA, 1813 nt
Organism: Hibiscus syriacus
Lineage: Eukaryota; Viridiplantae; Streptophyta; Magnoliopsida; Malvales; Malvaceae
Product: UDP-glycosyltransferase 71K1-like
Exons: 1
Coding region: 141-1607 (488 amino acids)
Molecular function (GO): UDP-glycosyltransferase activity
Source: RefSeq, a predicted model, not a curated record
UAUAGUUUAUUCAAUACCAAGAAAAGAAAAAGCUACCUGACCUACCAGACUGCCCGACAACCCUUUACCAAAGUGAAGGCUAAAUAGAUAAUUUACGCAGAGCAGCAGAAGAAGGGAGAAAUGAAACAGAUGAGUGAGAGAUGAAGAGAGUAGAGCUGAUAUUGGUUCCAACACCAGGAGUGGGCCACUUGGUCACAACCGGCGAAUUCGCAAAGCAUCUUCUCCGUUUCGAUGAUCGAAUUUCAGUCACUAUUCUUCUCAUGAAGUGGUUUCGGGGUUUACCCUAUGCCUACGCCGAAUCGCUUGCUGCUUGCCAACCCGAUCGAAUCCGCCUAAUUCACCUUCCUCAGGUAGAUCCUCCCUCGCAAGAUCUUUAUAAAUUAUCACCAGAGGCCUUUAUCUAUGAAUUCAUCCAAAACUACUUCGCCCCCGUUAGAAAUGCUGUCAGGGAUAUUGUGUCCACGAGAUCUACUUCGGAUCCUGAUUCGGGUUCAGUCCGGGUUGUGGCAUUAGUUAUUGAUUUUUUUUGUUCCCCCAUGGUUGAUAUCGCUACAGAACUGGGUCUUCCUUCUUAUAUAUACUUAACCUCGAAUGCUGCCUUCUUUGGCCUCAUGUUGUACCUAUCAACCCGACAUAGCCAGAACAGCUCGGUAUUUGAAUACCCGAAACCCGAGACAGGAAACAUGGAUCUUGAACAUCUGAUCCCGGGGUUUGUAAAUCCUGUCCCUUCACGUGUUCUGCCUUCGUUUGUGUUCAACGAGAACGGAGGUUAUACCGCACUUGUCAAGAUCGCUAAGAAGUUCAGGCUUGCAAAUGGAAUCAUUGUAAAUACGUUUGAAGAGCUUGAGACUAAUGCUGUAAAUUGUUUUUACAAUGGCCAAAACCCUCCAAUUUAUCCAGUUGGACCAGUGGUUCACCUCGACAGUUUGCCCCACCCUGAGUUGGACCAGGUCCAACGCGACAGGAUCAUGGAAUGGCUCGAUAAUCAGCCUGAAUCAUCAGUGGUUUAUCUUUGCUUCGGAAGCAAGGGUAGCCAUGGUCCACGCCAAGCGAAAGAAAUAGCAUUGGGGCUAGAAAAGAGCGGGCAUAGGUUCUUAUGGUCCUUCCACAUGCCACCACCACGACAUGAUGCUACAGGCCGAACCGUUCAUUACAAGAAUCCCGAGGAAAUGUUGCCACAAGGAUUCAUGGAAAGGAUCCAAGAGAAGGGGAUGAUAUGCGGCUGGGCACCGCAGGUGGAGGUUCUCCGCCACAAGGCGGUCGGAGGGUUCGUAUCUCAUUGCGGUUGGAACUCGAUCCUCGAAAGCUUGUGGUGUGGUGUGCCGAUAGUAACAUGGCCAAUGCAUGCGGAACAACAGCUGAAUGCAUAUCUGAUGAAGGAGAUGGGAUUGGCGGUAGUGAUGAAGUUGGAUUUCAGGGGAGGGACAGGUGAAACUGUGACGGCGGAAGAGAUUGAGGAAGGCCUACGGACGGUUAUGGACGCAGGCUGCGAGGUUAGGAAGAAAGUGAAGGAAAUGGCCGGGAUGGCUCGGAAGGCUGUUAAAGAUGGUGGAUCUUCAUUUAACUCGAUCGGAAGAUUCAUAGGGGAUAUCAUGGGCAACACCUGAUAUCCAUGCAUGUAUGUUAGUCUCGUGUAUAUUGAUAAUGGUACUUGUAAGACAUGGUAUGCUGUUUUUUUUUCAAGUUUUCUUUUGUAUUUGGAGGAUUUUCUUAUGUACUGUAUUAAGUCAUCGCGUCAUGUAGUUCCUCUAGUGAACUUGGACCAUCAAAUUGAAGUUCAAAUGGGCUGUUAAAGCUGCCAUAAAUUGAGGGA